Messenger RNA from Amorphotheca resinae ATCC 22711, 333 nucleotides. RefSeq lists its product as hypothetical. The annotation marks the transcript as partial. The record is from RefSeq and is a predicted model, not a curated record. NCBI's taxonomy places the organism in Eukaryota, Fungi, Ascomycota, Leotiomycetes, Helotiales, Amorphothecaceae. The transcript has 2 exons.
CAGCCGCACCCAGAGAACACGCUGCACCUACGCCUGCACCGGGCACGCUCCGUGGUCCUCACCGCGCAAGAACUAGUCGAGAUCCGCGCCGCGCAGCGCACGUUCGAAGGAGCGUAUGUGCGGACGGCGCUGGGGCAGUUCUCGUUCGCGCUGGUGGUGCUGCGGAUCUUCACGGCGGAGUUUUACGGCGUGGGCGCGCUGUGCGCGACGUAUGGUGCGGCGGUGUUGCUGGUUGCUGCGUAUCGGAGGUAUGAGGGCAACCGGCAAUUUUUCAGUGAGGUGGGGAGUGAUGGGUUGGGCAGGAAGAAGUUUCGCACGAGUGGGAACGCGGUG